GGUUGGUGUCAAAUUUGUAUGUAUCCGGUGUAAUGUGCUCCUGUGAUAGUUUAAGUUUGUGUAUGUUUGUUGUCUGAGGCAACGAAGAAACGCCAACUGUUGCAUGCUUCACCCUGGAUUAAGAGUGCACCAGAGGAGCACAGAGGAUCAUCCACCAUGGAGGUGAUUAGAGACAAGAUCAGCGAAUUCCACGAGUUUUAUGAAUGGGCCCAUUCAGUCUCCGAUGAUCGAGUAAAGGACUGGUUAUUUAUGCAAGGGUACACUCCAACACUAGUGUUGUCUGGACUGUACCUGGUUGCAGUUUAUAUUGGUCCUAAGCUGAUGAAAGAUCGUGAGCCUUUCAAGUUCAAGUAUACAUUGUUCAUCUACAAUUUCAUACUCAUCAUCAUGAAUUUUCAUAUAUGUUCAGAGUUGUUUAUUAACUCCAUAGCACUAGGUUAUAGCUACUCAUGUCAACCAGUCAGCUAUACAUAUGAUCCUCGUGAAAUGAGGGUAGCAAAGGCACUUUGGUGGUUCUACUUCUCGAAGUUAGUAGAAAUGCUAGAUACCAUCUUUUUCAUCCUACGCAAGAAGGACAACCAGGUGUCUUUUCUUCAUGUCUACCAUCAUGCCACCAUGUUCCCGAUAUGGUACAUUGGGGUAAAAUGGGUUGCUGGUGGACAAUCAUUUUUUGGUGCCAUGAUCAAUUCAUUUAUCCAUGUCAUCAUGUACACAUACUAUGGUGUAUCUGCACUGGGACCAGAGUACCAGAAAUAUUUAUGGUGGAAGCGCUACUUGACCAAGCUGCAGCUGAUUCAGUUUGUUAUGGGCAUCACUCACGCCAUUCAGUCAUUGGUGGUUGGCUGUGAUUUCCCCGAUUGGAUGCAUUGGGCCCUGAUAUUUUAUGCUUUCACCAUUUUGAUGCUCUUCCUGAACUUCUACUUCCACGCCUAUAUCAAAGCGCAGAAGAGAAAGGCUGACAACAAAAAACUCACAUCUAAUGGAAAACAAGCAAAUGGAUAUGUUUCUAAUGGUGAUACCAAGCUGCCAAAGCAAUGGAAGGCUGAAGCUAAGAAAGACAAGUAGAUUAUAAUAGAUGAUGGUGUACAACAAAGUUUUCAGUCUAAGCAGUGUUGUACACAGAAAAGCCGACAUCAGUAUAUAUAAAGUGACAGAUGUUUCUGUGGAUUUUCCAUUAUUAUUAUUUUAUAGUUUUUGAGUGUUUGAAAACUUAACUAUUUAAAACACAGGUUCUGCUGAAGAUUACACUGUAUUUUUCACCACAAGAAAUAAUGCUGCUUUUCAUAUGAGGUGCCAUGGCAUUAAAUGUAGAAUCUUAUGUCUCUACACAAACUGGUCAUACUUUGAUGUUUUUGUUACUAUAACAAUUUUUUAAAAUACUUUAUUGGUUUUAUCAAGUAAUCUUGCAAACAGCCUUAAAUUCCCACUAAAUCCCAGUCAAUAUUUUAAUCUGGGUAUUGUUUCAUGUCAAUUAAUGCUCAGGGUUUGCAUAUCAUUUUCAGAGAAUGAUGUGGAAAAUUCUUAGGUUAAAUUUCUAACAAAUUAUUCCUUUCCUUCCAGAGAAAUUGGCAUUUGUGUACAUGUUGGUAUAGUGGGUGUGUGUGGACGCACAUGCACAAGAUGUGCAGGAAAGAUCAUAUUCCACUGUAAUAUAUGCAAUAUUUAUCACAGAAUGUUUGUGAAAAUCUGACACUUUGCAAAAUUAACUGUGAAAACUAUCAUGUUAAUGUCGCAUUGUUUAUUAAAUUCGAUUGCAUCUUGUGGAUCCAAUUAGUUUUGUUUCAUUUCUUUAGAACUUUGUUUCAAGAGCCAAAAAACACAUCAUUUCACUGUCUAAUUGUAACUAACAGGGCCGUUGGUUACACUGUAGUGAAAUAUAUAGACAUAAUGUUACAAAAAAAUUUUUAAAUCAUGCACCUGCUGUAUCACUACUAUGGAAUCCCAGUUUUACAUUUCUAGAAGAAGAGAGGCAAUAUGCUUUUAACCAAUGAAAUAACUUUUGUCUUUUUCACUUCUAUUUAUUAUUUUUCUUGGAAAUAAUAUAUAUUGAAAGCAUUCUCCAGUGUAAAGCGGUUUUGUUUUGCAAACAUUUUUUGGUCUAUUCCUGCUUUAUUUUACAAAUAAAGAUCAAAAAUGCAUUUGCAUCUGUGAGUCACCAAAACCUUUUGCAUCCUUUUCUUUGACACAAUUACUGUGACCAAUGAUCUAAACAGCAAAUUUUUAUUAGAACGCUUACUGCAUAAACAACCUCAACAUAAGUUUUAGGGGAAGUGAAAUCAUUUUUAUCAUCUGUAAAUAUUAAGUUUUCUAAAUUCUUCAGAAAUGGUCAAAGUUGCCCAUAUUUAUCAUUUUCAUUCCAUACUAGACAUCCAUGUCUCUAAUUUUUUUAACAUACUCUUAGCAUGUGAAGACUCAUAAUAAGAGCAGUCUUCUCUUUUCUGAUUAUUUAAAUGAACCACAAACUGCUGUUUUCAUUUUUGUAGUUUCUUUUCCUUUAUUUUUGCAAGGAUGUCUAAAAUUUACUAAACAAGCAUUUAACUCUCAAUGUACAAGGAACUAUUGAAUGGUAUUGCUUGCAUAUUGUUGCCUUUUACUAUAAGUUUGUUAAUAUAUUUGUUUUUGUUUGUUUGAAUUUUUAUUUGGUAAAUCAACAGCUGUCACAGGAUUUUGUGUGCCAAACAAUUAUGAUGUCAUUGAAAGUUUUAAGGAAUAAUGGCAUAAUAUGUGAUGCUCUUUUGACCAGAUUCCAUUGCAGAUAGUGUGAUAAAACCAUAACCACGUGUCUGGAUCACAAAUUAAAAUAGGGAUGCAUAAUUUGGCAGUUUCAAGAAAACGCGUGUUAUGGCAAUUUCCAUGACAUCUUUAAUGCUUAUAGCAUUUUUUGUUAACAAAGAGAGAUUUUUAUAUUUAUAGACAAAUUCAACAAACUUACGUUUUAAGGAUGUGUGCAUGACUUGAGGUUUGAUUCUUAAAAUGACUUCAGUGUUGUGCCAACUUUUUAAUUCUAUUUGCUUUUAUACAAUCUAUUUCCUCUGAAAUCACAACUGACGUGAUUUCCAGCAUACCAUAUUUAUACAUACAUUUGUAAAAAGUAGAGAAAAACAGCCCCCAUUCUUCCUUUCAGGCUGCCAGAUAAGGUCAUUUUUCCAGCAAAAAAGUUUAUUGCAAAAUGCACCUAUAAGCCUUCACUGUAGUCAAUAAUCAGUUAAAAUAAUGGAAUUUAAUCUAACUGUAACCUUUUGAAUACAAACAUUUCCCAAUUAUAAAUUUUUUCUUCCAUGUCAUUAAAGUAUUUACUGCAUUAUUAUCCCGUACAAUCUCAAUGUAUUUUAUAAUUGCUUUUUAAGUACUAAGUAAAUGAAUAUUAUAAUAAAGUGUGCCAUGAAGUUUAA
Messenger RNA from Pomacea canaliculata, 3392 nucleotides. RefSeq names its product elongation of very long chain fatty acids protein 4-like. Lineage: Eukaryota; Metazoa; Mollusca; Gastropoda; Architaenioglossa; Ampullariidae. Gene Ontology annotation, cellular component: endoplasmic reticulum membrane. The record is from RefSeq and is a predicted model, not a curated record. Gene Ontology annotation, biological process: sphingolipid biosynthetic process; fatty acid elongation, monounsaturated fatty acid; very long-chain fatty acid biosynthetic process. The coding region runs from base 157 to 1065 and encodes 302 amino acids. The transcript is spliced from 8 exons. Gene Ontology annotation, molecular function: fatty acid elongase activity.